AAAAAUUAAUUUUUUAAGGGUGUUAGUAAGUGUUUGAGAGUGUUACUCAUAACCUUCCUAACACCUAUAUUUACCAUUUUUUAAACACUCCAAUUUGGGGUGUAAUGAAGUGUUGGACAACUUUUGCCCUUAUUUCAAAAAUAUAAUUCAACGUUACACAAGUUCUCUGUCCAUUCUUCUUCCGCAGCAGAGAGAGUCGGUUCACCUCUUGCAGCUCAUCUUCCAACUUCUUCCAGCUCGUUUUCCAGGAUGACCGGUAGAAGGAUUGAAUUAAAAGAUUUGUAUAAAUUGACUCGAAUGCGACAUUUAGCUAUAGCGAAAGUCAUAUGCAUUGUUAUGUAUUGGGUUGGAUUGCGAAGACGGAACAGUGUGAAUCGUGUAUUGUCAUUGGAGGGAGAAAGGGUAAGGACUAUACUGUUCGAUAGAGUUGUAACUCAUGAUUCAGGACCUGGUAUUGUACGAUUGAGCGCAGAAGCAUUCGUAGGACUUUGUGAUAUCUUAGUUAGAUAUGGUGGUCUUCGACCCACAAUACGAGUUAGCGUUGAAGAACAGGUAGCAAAAGCCCUAUAUGUGUUGGCACAUGGUGUGACCAAUCGGGCGUUACGUUUCUUUUUUGAUCGGUCUAAAGAAACAAAUAGUCGUCAUUUUCAUAACGUCUUGAGAGCUAUUUUAGAAGUGGAAGACAGAUUUCUCAUACAACCAAAUGGAUUUGAAGUUCCUGAAGAAAUAUUCAACAACUCCCGAUACUAUCCUUUUUUAAGGUGAUUUUUAUUUUAUUUGAACAGUAUAUAUAGCACUACUACAAAAUCAAACUACUAAAUUAAAUUUACAAUGUCAGGAUUGUGUUGGGGCUAUAGAUGGAACACACAUUCAUGUAAAAGUGUCUCCUAAUGAAGCUCCUAGAUAUCGUGGUAGAAAAGAUAAACCUACAGUAAAUGUUUUGGCUGCAUGUUCAUUUGAUUUGAAAUUCACAUAUGUGUUAGCUGGAUGGGAGGGUACGACAUCUGACUCUAGAAUAAUCAAAGAUGCAUUAACAAGAGAAUAUUUAAAGUAUAACUUUUUGUAAGUGUAUUUUGAGUAAUUUGAAAUAUAAAAAUUUAUAUGAUCAAUUUAUACUGUUUUAGGAAAAUAUUAUCUUGUUGAUGCGGGAUUCAUGUUGAAACGUUGUCUUAUAUUUUUAGCACUUGUAGAAUAAAAUAUUUUAAUGUAGAAUAUUUUAAUUUUAUCAUAUUGCAAUUUUUGAGCAUUUAGGUGGAGAAUGUAUUAUUAUAUAUAGACUUAUAGUUAAUAUUAACACUUGAGGAUAUUUUUGUCAAUUUAUGUGAAAACACUUCCAUUACUAACACUUCAAUUUUUUAGCUCUCCCAAAUAAGGUAAGGUUAUGUUUAACACUUACAUUUACCUUCCUUUCCGGGCCGUUACUAACAUUUACUAACGCUUCCAUUACUAACACCCGCUAACACUCUAUCCAAACAGGCCUUUAGGCUAGAUAACUACGGAGUAUAUUCGAUAGGUUCUGUGGCUCCCAGUAUUGCGGUGUCAUCUUAUUUUUAGGGUUAUCACUUAUCAGCGUUAGAGUCAUUCGACUCCUUCCAGACUCCAGACAAACCGCAUGUGAAGAAAUCGCCGAUGAGUUCGCCCAGACUUCCGAUAGACUUCCGCUGGUAAAGAAACCCCACUGUGAGUUCGCCCAGACUUCCGUUCGCCCAGAAAUCGCUGGUAGCCGCAGCCUUGAUGCCUUCACGUAUCCAUUAGAACAGGUUCGCAUAUUUUUCUCAUCUCGAAUCCAUACUUUCUUUACCGUCACUGGUCAACACUUUAGCUGUGUUCGAAGUCCCGCCUGUAUUGCCAUGGAAGGAGGACCAUCGCGAUCUCGCAAGCGUUCUUUCAAGGACUCUGGAGAUGAUGGCUCCGAAAACCCCUCUGGGGAAAAGAGGUUAAGGCUCCCUAAAGGAAAAAAGUUAAAGCAUGGGGAUUACGUCGGGAAUAGAAACGAAGAAUUACCUAGUGGAUUGAAUCCCCGUCUUGCAGCAAGAGAGCGUGCAAUGCGCAGAAAUAAAAUCACCGCUGAACUCCUUGAGGAAGAAAGUAUAGGAUUGAUUCCCAACAUUGAGCUAGCUGAAGAGAAUUAUGAGGAAGAUGAAUCAUUCAUUGAUGAUGGAAUCCAGAUUGAACCUUUUAAUCUUGCAAAAGAGAGGGAAGAAGGUUAUUUUGAUGCCAAUGGGAACUAUGUUGAAUAUGCUCAUGAACGUGAUGUCAAGGAUGCAUGGCUUGAUAGCAUUGACGUUCAUCCAAAAGCUGCUGGAAAGGCAAAAGUUGCAACCAUAGAAGAUGACGCACCCGAACUUACAUCAAAAGAGCUCGGGAAGAUGAAGAGGCGAAUUGCUGAUGUUCUUGAUCCAGGGGAGACAGUUUUGCAAGCACUACGGAGGUUAAAAGGCACUUCAAAAAACAAGGAGAAAAUGACAACGGAAAAGAAACAGGUUUUUGAUCAGCUAACAGAAGAUGCCAUGAAGCUGAUGGAGAAUGGCGAUUACAAUGUCUAUGACGAAAGGCAAGAGAGUUUCCAGCGUGAAGCAGAGGGAUAUGAGAGGCUAACUCAAGCCAAAGCACUGGGUACAUCUAUGGAGUUGAAGAAUAAUACUUCUAGCAGUGUCUUUGAUGACAAUUGUAUUCCCACAGAAGGUCCAUCAAAUGCCAAUGCAUCCACUUUUAUAGGCAACGGUGAGGAUGAUUCUUAUGACAUGUUCACUGAGGAUGACGGAACCCCUCUCACUACUACUAACCAUGCCUCAAAUGAGGGUGGUCAGGAAAAUGACUAUGUGUAUGAUGAGUCAUCUGGCUAUUACUAUAGUGUCAAUUUGGGCUACUAUUACGACCCUUCAUCAGGACUGUAUUGCAAUGCUGCUUCAGGAAAAUGGUAUUCCUAUGAUGCAGAAACUGGCAAGUAUGAGGAGAUCCAGCAAGCUGACACCAAUAUGAGCUAAGUAGAGUAUGAUUCUAAACAGUACUAAGCCACUACUGUGGCAUGUGAUGUGGAUGAUGCAAAUGUGAUUUUAUUUACUAGUACAUGUUUGAGCAAUGAGAGGUAUUUUAUUGUCUUGAAAGAAAUAUACUAAACAGAGCAUUUUCAAGUGUGUGUGUAUGUGUCUUAUAUAUGCGAUAAACGGAGAAAACAUUUCCGGCUAAAGGUCGCUUGUGACAUGAAUUUGGAGUAAUAUCUUAACUUUGGAUUAUUGGUUAA
Molecule: messenger RNA, 3244 nt
Organism: Cuscuta europaea
Lineage: Eukaryota; Viridiplantae; Streptophyta; Magnoliopsida; Solanales; Convolvulaceae
Source: the annotation of a GenBank genome assembly